CCGGUGACCAAAGAGCAAUACGAAGCCGGCGGCAGGGCGCAGACUGCAGCAGCCGGCCUGCGGGCAAACUGGAAACCGUGGCCGGCCGGUGGGCAAACUGGAGGUCAGCGAAAUGAGGCCUUUAAAAGGAAGAGUCUGACGGUGGUCAGUCACAUCCAUCGCCAUGAGGGUGUUCAUCCUUGCCUUGGCUGUUGCCCUAGCGGCUGGCUCCCAGGUGAAGUUUGCUCCAGAGUUUCCUGUCGGGAAGACCUACACCUACAAGUAUGAAGCUCAUCUUAUGGGCGGACUUCCCGAGGAGGGCCUGGCUCGGGCUGGGUUGAAGAUAACGAGCAAAGUUCUGAUCAGUGCAUUGGCUGCCGACACCUUGAUGCUCAAGCUGAUAGAACCGGAACUCUUUGAGUACAGUGGAAUCUGGCCCAAAGAUGCUUUCACCCCGGCUACCAAGCUCACCUCGGCCCUGCAAGCUCAGCUCUUGACACCCAUCAAGUUUGAGUACGCAAACGGCGUAGUCGGCAAAGUCUACGCCCCGGCUGGCGUCUCUGCUUCUGUGCUGAAUAUCAUCAGGGGAAUCCUCAACAUCUUCCAGAUGAAUGUCAAGAAGACGGUGAACGUCUACGAGCUUCAGGAGCCUGGCGUACAGGGUGUGUGCAAGACCCACUACGUGAUCAGUGAGGACACAAAGGCCGACCGCAUCCUUUUGACCAAGACUAAAGACCUGAACCACUGCCAUGAGAAGAUUAUCAAGGAUAUCGGCUUGGCUUACACAGAGAGAUGCCCUGAGUGCGAAGCGCGUGGCAAAAGUCUGAAGGGAACAGCUGCCUUCAACUACGUCAUGAAACCAGCAGCCACCGGCGCUCUGAUCUUGGAGGCAUCCUCGACCGAGCUCAUUCAGUUCUCUCCCAUCAACAUUCUGAACGGUGCCGCCCAGAUGGAGGCUAAGCAAUUCUUGACCUUCCUGGAGUUUGCAAAAUCUCCAGUGGAGCCCAUCAGAGCUGAAUACCUCCAGCGUGGAUCCCUGAAGUACGAGUUUGGCAGCGAGUUGCUGCAGACACCCAUCCAGCUGCUCAGGAUCAGCAAUGCCGAGGCGCAGAUUGUUGAGAUUCUGAACCACCUGGUGUCCAACAAUGUGGCCAAAGUACACGAAGACGCACCUCUGAAGUUUAUUGAGCUCAUCCAGCUUUUGCGUGUUGCCAGAUACGAGAGCAUCGAGGCACUCUGGUCCCAGUUCAAAAGCCGUCCGGACCACAGAUACUGGAUAGUGAACACCAUCCCUGCCAUUGGCACUCAUGCUGCAUUAAGGUUCCUCAAGGAACAAUUCCUCGUUGGUGAGCUUACCCUUCCUGAAGCAAUUCGGACUGCGAUGAUGUCCAUACACAUGGUGACUGCAGACUUGGAGGCCAUCAGGAUCCUAAGGGACCUGUCUGUGGAGCAAAAGAUUCGCCAAAACCCAGUCCUGAAGGAGAUCGUUUUGCUUGGCUAUGGCAGCUUGGUUGCUAAAUACUGCACAGAGAACCCAACUUGCCCAGUGGACCUCAUCAGGCCCAUUCACGAUCAGCUGGUCCAAGCAGUUACCAAGGGUGACCGUGAAGAAAUUAUUCUGUCUCUCAAAGUUCUGGGUAACGCCGGACAUCCAAGUAGCCUGAAGCCAAUCUUGAAGAUCUUGCCUGGCUUUGGCGGUACCGCUGCGAAUCUGCCACUGCGAGUUCACAUCGAGGGUGUUCUGGCCCUGAGGAACAUUGCCAAGAGAGAACCCAAAAUGAUCCAGGAUAUCGCCGUUCAACUGUUUAUGGAUAGAUCUCUUCACCCGGAGCUUCGUAUGGUUUCUGCCAUUGUGCUGUUCGAGACCAAACUGCCCAUGGGUCUGGUGACUACCCUUGCCGACGCACUCUUGAAAGAACCAAAUCUUCAGGUUGCCAGUUUGGUCUACACUUACAUGAAGGCAAUGACGAGGAACACCGCUCCCGAUUUUGCGUCUGUUGCUACAGCGUGCAAUGUUGCUGUGAAGAUCCUCAGUCCCAAAUUUGACAGACUGAGCUACCGUUUCAGCAGAGCUCUCCUGACUGAUGGCUAUUACAGUCCCUGGAUGGUGGGUGCCGCCGCUAGCGCCUUCUACGUGAAUGAUGCUGCGACCGUUUUGCCAAGAAGCGUCGUGGCCAAAGCUCGAACCUACAUGGCGGGAGCUUAUGCUGAUGUCAUUGAGAUCGGAGUGAGAACUGAGGGAAUCCAAGAAGCCCUUCUGAAAAUCAAAGAUGUUCCUGCUGACGCGGAAAGGAUUACCAAGAUGAAAAGGGUUCUCAAGGCUCUUUCUGAAUGGAGGGCCCAACCUUCCAGCCAACCCCUCGCUUCAGCUCACUUGAAACUCUUUGGGCAGGAGAUCGCAUUUGCCAACAUCGACAAAGCCCUGGUUGAUUACAUGAUGGAGUUCGUCACUGGACCAGCAGCCCAGGCGUACGGAAAGCGGGCUUUGGAUGGUGUGUUGUCCGGCAUUAAGAUGAACUACGUGGAGCCAAUGCUUCUUGCUGAGGUUCGUCGCAUCUUGCCCACGGCUGUCGGUCUGCCUAUGGAGCUCAGUUUCUACACAUCUUCUGUGAUCACGACAGCCAUUGAAUUCCAAGCCACCGUGACACCACCUCUGCCUGACAAAUUCCAUGCUUCCCAGCUUCUUAAAUCUGACAUCAGCAUGAAGGCUGCAUUUAUUCCGAGCGUGUCCAUGUAUACCUACGCUGUGAUGGGUGUGAAUACCGCACUGAUCCAGGCUGCCGUGGUUUCAAGAGCCAAAGUUCAUACAAUUGUCCCAACGAGAAUCGAAGCAAGAAUGGACAUGAUUAAGGGCAACUUCAAGCUGGAAUUGCUGCCCGUCCAGGGUGUCAAUAAGAUCGCGUCUGCACUUGUUGAGACCUUUGCUAUUGCGAGAAAUGUGGAAGAUCUUACCGCUGCAAAGAUAACACCGAUGAUUCCGGCCCAGGUUACGUCCCUGCUUUCAAGGAAGAGCUCAUCUUCCAGGAUUUCCAGAAUGACAUCCACUCUAACUGAUAGCAUGCCUGUGUCAUCCGAGAUCCUGUCUGCGGACCAACCAAGCAAAAUGAGCAAACUGAUCAGGGCGUUUGAGAAAAAGCUGUGUGGAGAGUUUGAAACCUUUGGAAUCAAGGCAUGCACCGUCAUUGAAUCUCGCAAUGCCGCCUUCAUCCGAGAUGUUCCACUCUACGCCGUCAUCGGAAAACAUUCUCUUUUGGUUGAGGUUCAACCAGCUGCUGGACCUGCCAUCGAGAAGGUAGAAAUUGAGAUUCAGGUUGGAGAGAAAGCAGCAGAAAAGAUCAUCAAAGUCAUUAACGUGAGCCAAGAGGAGAUUCUCGAGGACAAGAAUGUCUUGAUGAAACUGAAGAAAAUCCUGGUUCCCGGUCUAAAGAACAGCACCUCCUCCAGUUCCAGCAGCUCUCGUUCUGUCAGCUCUCGCUCCAGUAGCUCGAGCUCAAAACGCCGCUCAAGCGUUUCUGCAUCAUCAUCUUCAAGCUCUUCUCGCAGAAAGAGCAAGAUGAUUGACACCGUCACCACUGUCGCUAAACCAUCCAAGAGAAGUUCCUCCAGCAGCCGUGUCAGCAGCUCCUCCAGCAGCUCCUCCAGCAGGCGUGUAUCAUCCAGCUCCAGGUCCAGCUCCAGCGCCAGUUCUCUCAGGUCCAGCUCCAGUGCCAGCUCUGUCAGGUCCAGCUCCCGCUCGGUUAGAUCCAGGUCUAGCUCCAGCUCCAGUUCCAGCUCUAGCUCUCGGUCCCGCUCAAAGCAAAUACUGAAUGACAUGAAGUUCACCAAGAACCACAUCCAUAGGCAUGCAUUGUCUUCAACUCGUCCCAACAGCCACAGCAGUGCCGCCAGCUUUGAGGCCAUCUACAACAAGGCUAAGUACCUUGCUAAUACAAUCACUCCGGCCGUGACCAUCCUCAUCCGUGCUGUGAGGGCAGACCACAAAGUCCAAGGAUACCAGAUUGCAGCUUAUUAUGACAAGGCCAAUUCCAGACUGCAGGUCAUUUUUGCCAACCUGGCCGAGAAGAACAACUGGAGAAUCUGCGCGGAUGGCGUGGUGCUGAGCAACCACAAGCUGAUGGCCAAGUUUGCCUGGGGCAUUGACUGCAAACAAUACAAGACCGAGGUCACGGCUGAAACUGGUGUUGUGGGACAAGAGCCGGCGUUCCGCUUGAAGCUGACCUGGGACAAACUUCCAAGCUCUAUGAAGUCCUACGCAAAGCGGUUGUCUGAGUACAUUUCAAGAAUCGCUUGGGAGACUGGAAUCAGCCAGGCGAGGGCCAAUAAUGGUCGCAAUCAGAUCAAGUUGACGGUGGCUGUUGUUUCAGAGCAACGCUUGAAUAUUACCCUGAAGACGCCAAGGAGAACCAUCUACAAAGAAGCCAUGUAUCUUCCGAUUUCUCUGCCAUUUGGAGACACGGCCUCUGAGCUGAAAGCAUACGAGGAAAGCUGGGUGGACACCAUCUCCUACAUGGUCACCAAGGCUCAUGCAGCUGAGUGCAAGUUGGUCAAAGACACAGUGAUCACAUUCAACAACAGGAAGUUCAAGACGGAGAUGCCUCACUCUUGCGAGCAGGUUUUGGCUCAGGAUUGUUCGCAAGAACAUAAGUUCAUUGUUCUGCUGAAGAGAGACCAAACACAGGAACACAACCUCAUCAGCGUGAAGAUUGCCGAUAUUGACGUUGACAUGUAUCAGAAGGACCGUGUUGCCAUGGUGAAGGUCAAUGGCGUCGAAAUCCCUCUCAGUAAUCUGCCAUACCAGCAUCCGACGGCCAAGAUUCAGAUCCGACGAAGGAACGAGGGCAUCACUCUCCAUGCUCCCAGCCACGGUCUUCAGGAAGUCUACUUUGACAUCAACAUCGUGAAGGUUAAAGUUGUGGACUGGAUGAGGGGACAGACCUGUGGACUCUGCGGAAAGGCCGAUGCAGAGAUCAGGCAAGAAUACCGCACACCCACUGGACGGGUGACCAAGAACGCAGUCAGCUACGCUCAUUCCUGGGUUCUGCCUGCCAAGAGUUGCCGGGACAGCACAGAGUGUUUUAUGAAGCUGGAGUCUGUGAAGCUGGAGAAGCAGCUGACAGUCCAUGGACAGGAGUCCAAAUGCUUCUCUGUUGAGCCCGUGCUGCGCUGCCUGCCCGGCUGCAUGCCUCUGAGAACCACCACCGUCUCUGUUGGCUUCCACUGCCUGCCUGCCGAUUCUGGACUGAAUCGCGCCGAGGGUCUGAGCAGCAUCUUCGAGAAGAGCGUGGACCUGAGGGACACAGCCGAGGCUCACCUGGCCUGCCGCUGCACUGCUCAGUGUGCUUAAACUUGUAGCCUUCAGUCCAGUCAUGUUUAUUUCCAUUCAUGCAAC
Doryrhamphus excisus (bluestripe pipefish) is the source of this 5368-nucleotide messenger RNA. The record is from RefSeq and is a predicted model, not a curated record. Lineage: Eukaryota; Metazoa; Chordata; Actinopteri; Syngnathiformes; Syngnathidae.